AAUAUUUGAAAGGAUUUAUUUCUAGUGUCAUAUUUGUAAUUUAGUAGAAAAAGAAGUGCAUUUCUGGGAAUUGUUGGUUUAUCCGCAUUCUCAUUUGUGAAAAACACAAGGAGAAGAGUUUUCAGUUUCUUUUGUGAAUUUUUUGUUAAUGGCGAUUUCUAUUCCCACCACUAAAUUCAAUUUGUUAAAACUACCGUCGUCUACUUAUAGCUCUUCUCCGCAGUCGUCUUCGGUUCCGUUGGCAAGAAGGAAUAUAUUCAUCCCUCUACAUUGCACUGCCAAUCAACAACUGCAGGAGGAUAUAGGAAUUAUGUGUGAACCAUGCAGUGGGAAAGGAUGGUUGCUUUGUGAUUUCUGCAAUGGGCAGAAGACCAACGUAAAAGCACAAAAUAACCGAAUCUACCGCCGCUGUCCAUCUUGCAGAGCUAUUGGAUAUGUUUUAUGUUCGAAGUGCAAAGUUUUCAAAUGCGUUACCUUUCCAGACUUCAGUGACCUCGGUGAUGAGGUCUGAUCAUCUUAUUGUACCAGAUAUGUAUAAUUCUUGUUUUUCUAUCUUUCUUCUUUUGUUCAUGAGCAUAUUCCUGAAGGAUGUAAUGCUUUCUUUUUUAGUACGUAUCAAGUAUGAUCAAUCUUGGAACUGAGCUCUCCCCAUUUGAAGUUGUCACUUUGACUCAAACAGCAAAUUAAUCUGAUGACUUUGAAUCGUCUCGGGGCCUUCAAUUUCCCAAACUUGUCGUAGACGCAAAUCUUUUGAAUGACGGACGUCUACAACAUUACUGAAAAACCGCCAUCAUUUAUGGAUUUUGGAGAAAAAUGCAAAAUCAUGUGGUGGUGGGUUGGGAAGCUAAACAGACUGACAUGAGAAUCUCUGAUUAGUCAACCAAAAACUUAACACCAGCAGCAGGAUUACUCGCCAGAUCUCCCACCCACUUACCCCGCAAAACACCAGGUUCUUUUGCAUCAUCAUGUCGGUGAUAUUGCCUAUAAAUUAUCUUCUUCUUCUACAUCUUUAGAUUCAGAUCGGCAUGUACAUUAAUGGAACUUGUUUACUAUAUGAGAUUAUAGCUUGAUUAGAGAGACAGAGAGAGGGAGACGUUGAUCAGAGGAUGAGUCUUGCCGAGGUUCAUUGCGUCUCUACAACAAAAGUUCAUCCAGCAAGUUACAUCGAAAAAUCUGAAGAUGGUAGUAGUAAGCGGAUUGAUCUGAAUCCAUGGGAUCUAGCAUUUCUUAGAAGGCCAUACAUGCAAAGGGGUCUUCUCUUCACUAAGCCACAAUCAAUAAUAUCCAAGCAAGAAGAAGAAGAAACAAACAAUAAUGUUAUGAAUAACAUGAUAAGUCAUCUUAAAACUUCAUUGUCCAAUACCCUUGAUCAUUUUUAUCCUCUAGCUGGUCGUCUUGGUAUCGAAAAACAUGAGGAUGACAACAAAAUCUCAGUCUACAUCAACUGCAACUCUGAGGGUGCAGAGUUCAUCCAUGCCACUGCAGACAUAUCCAUUGACAACAUCCUCUCUCCAAUCUACACUCCUCAAAGCAUAAUAGAUUCGUUUUUUACCCUCCAUGGGGUACUAAACUACGAAGGUCAGUCACAUCCUUUGCUUUCUAUUCAGCUACAUAGACGGAAAGGCUCUCUGGUGGUCUACCCCGGUGCAACCUUAUCACCCAUCAGAUCAUUGUUUAUGGUGAGUGCUAUUCCUGAGCAUCGGUUAUCCAACAUUGGUGGAAAAUACCAGUAUUUUCUGCGAGAACAGUUUAUAAUGUAGGCAGCACAACGGAAAAUUUCUUAAACCACAAUGUCUUAAAUAAACCAGCACAUAGAAAUUCGAAACGAAAACCCACCACAGGUAAAUCCUAAUGAUGCACACUUCUGACGAAAAUGGUUAAAAAACUUUUAAAGUAAUUAUACUUGACAAACGAAAUUGAAACUAAAACCCACCAUGAUUAUAUAUGCGCGCGGUUGAAGUUGUAGCUAGCUAGUUGCUCGCCGUCCUUGAAGAUGCCCCUUUAUUUCUCCACCCGCUGCCAUUAGCAAAGACACCAGAUCGUCCACAUAACGCGCUUGUGGUUGCCCCUUUAUUUCUCCACCCGCUGCCGCCACCAAGAGUGUAUACGUGUAUAUCUCCUAUACUAGAAAGUAGGCCUAUAUAUGUGAUUCUGACAACCUUGUACUCGUUGGUUUGCGGACUGUAACCAAAGCGAAUAUGUAGGCGGUAUCUUCUAUCAGCAUCCAGGUACUCGUUAAAUCCUUGAAGAUGCGAGCAUUCUCUGGUAAUGGGAUUACAGAUAUGGAUUGAAUCUGGGAAGGCGCUCUUCCUAGGUUUAUCUAAACAAAUCAAACCAUGGCAAGAACCAGCUAGAGAACCCGUGCGGCACUUAGGGGGUUCAAUGGGAGGGUGAUUGAUCAAGUUAAUUUUUCUUGGAAAUGUUGGAAUGCACUUCUGGUCGUGAUAAGUACUAUCAGUUCCCUCGUUAUAUUCUCCAUAGUAAAGCUGUUGAACACUAUUGUUUUUAUC
This is a messenger RNA of Papaver somniferum (opium poppy), 2510 nucleotides long. RefSeq lists its product as uncharacterized. The coding region runs from base 1107 to 1760 and encodes 217 amino acids. The transcript is spliced from 4 exons. The record is from RefSeq and is a predicted model, not a curated record. NCBI's taxonomy places the organism in Eukaryota, Viridiplantae, Streptophyta, Magnoliopsida, Ranunculales, Papaveraceae.